AGCAUGAAAUAUGGCUGGAAAAUAAUAGUGGGCACCAUAGUUGGAUUCCUAGGAUCAGCAUUUGGGAAUGUGGGAGGUGUUGGUGGGGGUGGCAUCUUUGUGCCUAUGCUCACCCUCAUUAUUGGAUUUGAUGCAAAAUCUGCAAUAGCAAUAUCAAAAUGCAUGAUUACGGGUGGAGCAACAGCAACUGUUUUCUACAAUUUGAGGCAGAGACACCCCACCCUUGAUUUGCCUGUGAUUGACUAUGACUUAGCACUUCUUUUCCAACCAAUGUUGAUGCUUGGAAUCAGUAUUGGUGUUUCUUUCAAUGUGAUUUUUCCUGACUGGAUGUUAACAACUUUGUUAAUAAUAUCUUUCACCGGCAUUUCGGUCAAAUCCUUCUUUAAGGGUGUUGACACAUGGAAACAAGAAACCCUUAUGAUGAAGGAAGCUAGCAAGAAUUCACGGACUGAUGGCAGGGGUGGAUCCACAUGUAUAGCAACAAGUCUAAAGGUAUUAUUCAAAAAAAGAAAAAUUAAGUCUAAAAGUAUCAUGCAGGUUUCUGUCAUUGACAAUGUUCAUUGGAAGGAACUUGGACUUCUUUUCGCGGUCUGGAUCAUGAUACUUGCAUUAGAGAUUGGAAAAAAUUACACAACAACUUGCUCUGGAGUAUAUUGGGUAAUCAAUCUACUGCAGGUCCCCAUAGCUGUAGGAAUGAGUUCAUACCAGGCUAUGCGUCUAUACAAAGGGCAGAGAAUCAUAGCAUCAAAGGGAGAUCAACAAACACAUUGGCGAGUGUUGCAGUUAAUUGUAUUUUGUGCUUGUGGCAUACUUGCCGGCACGAUUGCAGGCUUGUUAGGCCUUGGUGGAGGAUUCAUCUUGGCACCCCUCUUCCUUGGACUAGGAAUCCCUCCUCAGGUGGCUAGUGCAACAUCCAUUUUGGCAAUGGCAUUUUCUGCAUCAUUCUUCUUUCUUAUGGAAGCAAUAUAUUAUGGACUUUUUGAUGAUUUGGAUGAUCUUGCAGCUCUUUACUUUGUAGCUGUAGCCACUGCUGCUGCACUUGUUGGGCAGCAUUUGGUGAGAAAGGUUAUUGCCAUGUUGGGGAGAGCAUCUGUGAUCAUUUUCAUCCUAACCCUCACACUUUGUGUUAGUGCAGUUUUACUAGGUGGAGUAGGCGUUGCAAACAUGAUCAAAAGGAUUGAAAAUAAGGAGUACAUGGGGUUUGGAAACCUUUGCACGUACAAGGUUAAAGAAUAAAGUUCAUGAUGCCUAAUAUUUAAGGCCAGGGCUCUUUACUUAUAGUUUUGUAUGUAAUACCAACGGAUCAAAUCUAAGUUCUCGUGUAUAUGCUUUAACCCUUAACUAUUAGGCCCAUUCUAAUGAAUAUA
Molecule: messenger RNA, 1367 nt
Organism: Glycine soja
Lineage: Eukaryota; Viridiplantae; Streptophyta; Magnoliopsida; Fabales; Fabaceae
Product: sulfite exporter TauE/SafE family protein 3-like
Exons: 10
Coding region: 4-1236 (410 amino acids)
Biological process (GO): protein ubiquitination
Cellular component (GO): Cul4A-RING E3 ubiquitin ligase complex; membrane
Source: RefSeq, a predicted model, not a curated record